Messenger RNA from Ostreococcus tauri, 771 nucleotides. Its product is annotated as Ribosomal protein S5 domain 2-type fold,subgroup. Gene Ontology annotation, cellular component: ribosome; cytosolic small ribosomal subunit. The record is from RefSeq and is a predicted model, not a curated record. Bases 1 to 771 code for a protein of 256 amino acids. Gene Ontology annotation, biological process: translation. NCBI's taxonomy places the organism in Eukaryota, Viridiplantae, Chlorophyta, Mamiellophyceae, Mamiellales, Bathycoccaceae. Gene Ontology annotation, molecular function: RNA binding; structural constituent of ribosome. The transcript has a single exon.
AUGCCGAUCACGGCGGAGGAGAUGACGUACGACAAGAUCGUGCGCGUGACGGACUCGAAACAACGGUUGGCGCCGAGGGACGGGACGUUUUACGGCGCGCCGCCAAAGACGUGGGCGGAACGCGAACUCGAAACCGUGGACGCGCGAGAGUUGGAGGCGCUGGACGCUCUGUUCGAGACGUACGUCGAGGGUGCGUACGUCGAGGGGAGUGGGUUACCGACGUACGAGGAGGCGUUGGCUGGGAGAGAGAAUUUGAGAGAGCGCGCGGAGAGCGAGCGGGCGGCUUCGGCGAGCGACGAGGGCGAGACGGUGGAUUCGGCGUCGGAAAGCGCGGAUGAGGAGAAAGAGACGGCGCCGUUCGUUCGUGUGCCUAUUCGAGACGCCGCGGGGCGGUCGUACGGGACGGGGCGAAGGAAGACAGCGGUCGCUAGAGUGUGGCUCGCCCCCGGACCGGGCGAGCACAAGGUGAAUGGACGACCCUACGAUGAGUAUUUCUCGUCGCCCACCGUUCGCGGCGAGAUGGUCGCCCCAUUCUUCGUGAGCGAUACCGUUGGUUUAUUCACCGCCGUCGUGGACGUUCGCGGGGGCGGGAUUAGUGGCCAAGCACAGGCGUGUCGCCACGGCAUAUCCGUGGCGCUCCAAAACUACGACCCGGUGUUUCGACCGGCGCUCAAAGCCGCCGGGUACCUCACGCGCGAUUCCAGGAUCGUCGAACGCAAGAAACCUGGUAAGGCCAAGGCGCGUAAGUCAUUCGCAUGGGUCAAGAGAUAG